UGUCUUUUUGGCUUUCAUUACUUCUUUUUCUUUCUUCUUUUCCAAAUUCUCCUUGUCUCUUUGUUUCUUUGACAUAAAUAAUCAUAUUUGUUGCUGCUGCCAUUAAUCUGUCCUUCACUCUUCGAACCAGACAAUAAAGACCAAACAACAUUAUUCUUCCCACUGUUCCAUUAUCUGUUCUUCUUUUCCUUUUGUUUGUUCGCCAUAUAAAAAUGCCAAGACAAGAUCGGUACCAAAGCAGGAGAGACAACACAUCUUUCUCCUCGUCCCUUCUCGACGCCAUCUGCCGUUCGAUCGACGAAUCGAACGGUGAUAAUAGAUACGAAGAUCUGAUUUUUUGCAGAGACAAGACCAUCAUGAGGAAGGAGAAGCAAAGCAGUAGUUUGUUGAGACAAGGAGAAGUGAAUGACAGCGUUCAACAUGCUUGCAUGAUCGAGAAAUGGACGCAAAAGAAACAAGUUAGCGGCGGCGGCGUCUGUGAAAUUAAAGCCUUUGGGAUGGAUCCAAUGUUGUUGAACUCGAGUUCGUCGUCAUCGGAUUCUAGCUGCGGCGGCGGGUUUUCGUCAUCGGAGUCGGAUUCUUUCUGCAGUGCAAAAUCAAGAUCGUCUACGUCUCAUUGCCACCGGCCGAAAUAUAUCCAUGGCGGGGUUUCAACACAGAAUGAACCAAAUCACCAUGAAAUAAGUAGUGGUUUCAAAAGAACCAAGUCCAAGGCCAUGAAGAUUUACAGUGACCUGAAAACGGUCAAGCAACCGAUAUCUCCUGGUAGUAAACUCGCAAGCUUCAUUAACUCGUUGUUCACUUCGCCGAAGAAGAAGAAGAAGAAUCCGAAGAAGUCAGUCUCGGAAAAACCGACACCAAUGUGUUCCUCGGCUUCCUCGUUUACGAGAUCCUGUCUGUCGACGACAAAAACCACAUCUUCAAAGGGGAAUGCCGGGACAGGGACGAAGAGAUCGGUUCGGUUUUGUCCGGUUAACGUCAUUCUCGACGAGGAUUCAAGGCCAUGUGGGGAACUCAAAAUCCGCCAUGAAAACGAGCUUCAAGCGUCCAUGAGAAAACCAGUCAUGAACAAAGUGAUCGAGUACCGCAUCAUCGAAGAAAAUCGUAGGGUUGCCGAAGCUGCAAGGGAGCUUUUAAACAGUUACAGGAAGCAGAAGAACGAAGAGUUCGAUAUAAGAAAUAUCGACGACAACGAAGACGACGAUGCAGCUAGUUAUGCAAGCUCGGAUCUGUUUGAAUUGGAUCAUCUUUCUGCUAUUGGAAACGAAAGAUAUUUAGAAGAAUUGCCUGUGUAUGAAACAACCCAUUUUGAUACUAAUCGAGCCAUUGCUGAAGGUUUGAUUCUGUAAUAUCUAAACAUUU
Messenger RNA from Hibiscus syriacus, 1362 nucleotides. RefSeq names its product protein BIG GRAIN 1-like A. NCBI's taxonomy places the organism in Eukaryota, Viridiplantae, Streptophyta, Magnoliopsida, Malvales, Malvaceae. Gene Ontology annotation, biological process: auxin-activated signaling pathway. The record is from RefSeq and is a predicted model, not a curated record. Bases 213 to 1349 code for a protein of 378 amino acids. The transcript has a single exon.